GGAGAGCCAGGAAACGAAAAGGUGCCUUUGGGAACAGAGCAGAGCUCCAGGAAGCGGUUCUUCGCCUUCUGGAUCACCAUCAGAACCUGAAUGACCUCCUCCUGGAGGUGGAAGAUUCAGUCAAGCCAGCUGGACAGGAUGGUGCAGAGCACCAGGAAGUAUCGUCAGAAUCGUUUAUAGUCUCUGUUCUGCAGGAACAGGCCUCAAGACUGGGUGUACCCACAGCAAUCUUGGCAGCCAAAAAUGCUGUUACCAACAUCGAGCGGAUCUGCCAGGUUUCUGCAAACCCCACCCAAGUCCCACUGCUGAGCCCGGACCAAAGAAAGAGGUUGUCUUGUUUGCUCCAAACGGUGAAGGAUUUGCUGGCGCACAAUGUGUUCUGUCGCUCGCUCUUCUGUCAAGAUAUGUGGAAAAUGAAGGACCCUCCAGUGCUGGAAGCUGUGUGGCACCUGCACAGAGGCGACAUCGUGGGACUGGGAGAGCUGCUGGAGAGCAAUCUGGCCGUCCCUGCUGCGGUGGAGUGGCUGUGCAGCAGCCUCUGCGGCCUCUGCGAGCAGGCUGAGGAGUCCCCCGGGGACGCGGAGCUGGCUGGGCGCAUCCUCUCAGACUUUGCGAUCGUGUUUCUUCAGAACGGCUUUCAGCAAACUUCCGAGCUGGAGAGGAAGCUCGAAUUCAAGAAAGUCCCCCAUAUCUGCCAUGCCGUCUUACAAAGAAUGCUGACAUGGGUGCUUGACGCUGUUGGUAAAGAGAGGGAGGAAGAUGUUUCCACGUUGCAAGCUAUGAGGUUCUGGCUGAACGUGUUCAGUGUGUCGGUUUAUAACAGUGCGGUUCAUCCGGAUUCCUUGCAGCAGUUUUUCAGACACACCCUGACCGAAGUUCUUACCUACAGCCCAUUGCUGAAAGUGUCUGACGCCAUCCAUAUGCAGAAAGAGUGGAGCUUUACGAGAACUUGUUCGCUACUCACUACCUUGUAUCGCAAACUGUUCGUGGCCCUGGGUGCGAAGGAGUCAAUCAGCCAGCUGCAGCAGGUGCUGGAGAGUCGGGAGGUGAACUGGCAGCAUGUCCUGUCCUGCGUGUCCACGCUGGCGGUCUGUCAGGCUGAGGCUGAGCAGCUGUUCAAGGGUCUCCUGUCAAAGGCCUUUGAGAAUUACGAUAUGGAAAAUAUGAUCACAGCGUUCCUGAUCGCUCGUCAGGCUGCUCUGGAGGGCCCUGCCGUGUUCAUGCCUUACUCCGAGUGGUUCAAGGCUUCCUUUGGGAACGCUGGUGGUCACCACGGGAGCAGUAAGAAAGCCCUAGUCUUCCUCUUCGAGUUCCUGUCAGAGCUGGUGCCCUUUGAACCAGCACCGUACCUGAAGGUCCAUAUAAUGUACCCGCCUUUUGUGCCAACAAAGCACCGGUCUAUCCUCUUGGAGUACAUCACUCUGGCUAAAACCAGGCUGGCUGAUCUCAAGGUGGCUAUAGAAGACAUGGGGCUCUACGAAGACUUGUCGUCCACGGAUGAGUCCGUGCAGCCCCAGGGCCAGGCACUGCGCGACGUGGAAAAGGCCCUUCAGAUAUUUGAGAACACGCGGAAGAUCCCAACGUCUGUCAUAGAAGCCAGUAUUUUCAGGCGACCAUAUUAUACUUCCUGGUUCCUUCCUGCUUUGCUCAGGCCACGUGUGCUCCCUAAAGCCCCAGACGUGCGCAUGGCUUUUAUAGAGUCUUUAAAAAGAUCUGAUAAAAUACCCUCAAACUUGUACUCCACAUACCUGCAAGCCUGUCGUGCUAUGAAAGAGAAAACGUUACAAGAUGAAUCCCAAGUAGAGAGCAGCAACUCCAAAGAGCCUGUGGAGCAGCUGAAGGCUGAGCUGGCUGACCUGAGGAUGCUGGUUGUGGACCAAGCUAAAUCCGAAGAUGUGCCGGCACAGAUCGCAGUGAUUUCUGACAGACUCGCAAGCGUCCUGGGUCCCAGCAGUGAUGAGAAUGAAGCUGCUCCAUUGAAUUCUCCAAUCCCAGUUGACAUUUCUGCCCCCAGGCUGGAGCCCUGCCAUCAGAGUGUUGUUGAUCUUCUGCUGACAUCAUUCUGCCAGAACCUAAUAGCUGCUUCCUAUUUUAACCCUCCCGACAGGCAGGGACCAUGUCUCUCCUUGUUUGUGAAGAUGAUGUGUGGACACAGGAAUCUCCUACCGACCCUUCUGGGCAGGCUUUGCCAGCUUAUUUAUCACCAGGGUCCUUCCUUGAAGGAUGCUCACAUUUUAGGACUAGCAGCAUUUGUGAUCCACUUGAGUGAAUCCAGAGCUUUAAUUCCUGAAGUGGAAGUCAGGUUUGGGAUUUCCCAGCCUGUCCCCGAAAAGGUCCUAUCCAUUUCCGAGUACUGGAACUGCUUGCUAGUGUGUAGGACCCCAGAGUCAUUCGCCUUCUGCAUGAGGUUUUGCACUGCAGCAGCAUCUUAUCUUAUGUGCAAGUUUUCAUCCUAUUCUCGGGAAGAGUUGUGUGCCUUGCUUCCUCCCAGUCUUGUUAAAAAGCUGCAGUACAUCGUGCCACGGCUCUGCUUGGAAGCUCGGGGAAUCCUGCAUGAGGAGGGUAAAGCUGACAUAGUCUGGAGUUCCCUGUCGUGCCCCUCUCGGAACUACAAAAGAGCCAGCCUCUGCUUGUGGAAGCAAGCACGCUUUCAAGAGCUCUUGAAGGAAAAAACAUUCCAGUUGUCUUUCAGAGAGUGGCUGCUGUUGGAGCUGGAAGUGUACCCUGAGAAGGAUAUUCUCUCUGCUUUCGAAAGACAGGAUUUCCAUUACUGGGCUAUCUACCAAUGGUACCUUCCAGCCCCUUCUGCUUCUGGGGGCUGUGACGGAGACCUGGCGAAGGCCUGUGGCAUUAUCAUCAACGCCAUUCUGGAUUCCUCACAAAGGUUGGACCUCGGUGGCUGUGGCCAGUCGAAGAUGUCGGUCAAUCCCGAUAUCCUCUGCAAGCUGCAGGAGAUGGUGCUGGAGCUGCGGUGCAGGCGAAAGUUGCUUUCUGGCUGCUGGGAUGCCCAGAGACAUUUCCUGUUUGAGGUUCUCCAGGAGAGACUGAAAGACGGAAAAGACAGCUCUGCUUUGGGUGAGCGGCUACGGAGGCAGCAGGAGCUGCUGCUGCACCGAAGGAUUCUGGUGGGGCUCCCCACAUCCACCCUGAUCUUGGCAUGUCAAAAAGGAAAGAAAACAACGUUGGACUGUGAAGACUUUUUUUGUUUUGUAAACUCAGAGCUGAAGAACGUCUGUUCCAGAGGGUAUGCGCUCUCCUACGACAUCACCGCUCACUUCUUCAGGGGCCUGCUUAAUGCCAGCUUGGACUGUGAAGAACCGGCUGAAGGGGUCAACGAUGCUCUAAAAGCGUGUCAAACCAAAUGUCCCAUCGUGCUUCUCUCUGCAGCGCUUUGGUGGCCGCGGCUGGAGCCAGCACUUUGCUCUCAGUGGAAGAGACUCUUUGGGGCUCCGCUUGCAGCGGAACUGGAAAGGCUGAGGGCAUGGCAGUCCUCAGCUGCCAGCUUCCUCUCUUCAGGAGAGCUUUUCCCUCUCUCUGGCCCUCCCUGGAUGUCAGCUGCCUUCCUCCAUUGCACUGUUCAACGCCAGUCACCACGUGGACAAGAGAGAAAUGUGCUGAGGAGGCUGCGGACUGACACAGAGCAGCUUCUUGUUUCUCUGCUGUUCUUCUCGCUCAUGGAUCUCAUCUCAGCAAAAAUAGCACCAAAGGAAGGAGUGGAUUUUCAGAUGUCUCUGGAAUGGUCCCUGGAGAUCUUGCAGUGCCUGGAAGAGAGGGGCGCGUCCUGGCUGCUUCUCUUCCAGCCGGCAGAGGAAGACCCUGGAACAUACCACGUCCUGCACAGCGCAGCCUCGGGGCAUCAUGAGCAGCUGCGGUGUGUGCCCUUCUCUAGCCUCACCCCUCGCUUUGGCCAAGAGCUGCUGGCCCGAGAGCAGACCUUCCUCUGCGUGGCGCUCCGUCUGUACACCCAGCUGCUGCGGCUCUUUGCGGAAGGGACAGACCUGCUGCAGGCUGACCAAAGCGAUCCCUUGGAGGUGAUCUCCACGGCCCGGCGGUUCCUGCUCGGUGCUAUCCCACGAUGCCCUGCCCAGAGCUUUGGAAUGAUACAACCGCUCCUGGCUGCCUGCGAAGAACUUGACCCCGAGCUGGGAGCUGCCCUCCUGCACUUCUCGCGGCCCGCUGCGGCCAUGGAGCUGGACGAGGAGCCGCUCCUGUUCUGA
Pterocles gutturalis (yellow-throated sandgrouse) is the source of this 4217-nucleotide messenger RNA. It is a transcript of the gene FANCA, whose product is annotated as Fanconi anemia, complementation group A. The record is from RefSeq and is a predicted model, not a curated record. The transcript is spliced from 42 exons. Lineage: Eukaryota; Metazoa; Chordata; Aves; Pterocliformes; Pteroclidae. The annotation marks the transcript as partial. Gene Ontology annotation, cellular component: Fanconi anaemia nuclear complex. Gene Ontology annotation, biological process: regulation of regulatory T cell differentiation; interstrand cross-link repair.